AUGUCGACUUCGUCUGAAGGCCUCUCGACGUGUAGUGACGGCGAUGACAGAAAUAAACUGAUAGAUAUGAUUACACAGACCGUGACGUCCGUUUGUGAUGUCGCGGCUAUUUCAGUUGGUAGGCGCCCCCGCACAGCACGUGGUCUACGUCGUCGUAAAGACGACGGCGAAGAGGAUAAAAAAAAUAUCCGGUCGCAUACAGUUUAA
Macrosiphum euphorbiae (potato aphid) is the source of this 207-nucleotide messenger RNA. NCBI's taxonomy places the organism in Eukaryota, Metazoa, Arthropoda, Insecta, Hemiptera, Aphididae. The record is from the annotation of a GenBank genome assembly.